Molecule: messenger RNA, 969 nt
Organism: Erythranthe guttata (spotted monkey flower)
Lineage: Eukaryota; Viridiplantae; Streptophyta; Magnoliopsida; Lamiales; Phrymaceae
Source: RefSeq, a predicted model, not a curated record
UUUUAUUAAAUUACUACAUUAGGAUUAUCAACCCACCAGGACAACCACAACAAACCAAUGGUCAACCAAACCAAAUCAAACUCUAAAGUGAACAACUAUCCUUAAACAUUUGUACACAUAGCAAAAUUCAUUGAGAGCUCAUUCAAAAGCCACUACAGAAAAAAAAAAACCUAGGAUUAAAAUCAAAUGAGGCCAUGGGAGAAAGAUUACCUCGACGUUAUUCUAGUCCCGUCGGGCUUACUUCUCAUGCUCGGUUAUCAUCUCAUCCUCGUCUACAGAUAUCUCAAGUGCCCUCAAUACACCGUCAUCGGUUACGAGAAUCACAACAAGCGAGCAUGGGUCAGAAGAAUGCUUCAGGUGGAAAUGAAGGACAGGGGGCCGGCAAUAUCCGUGAUCAGCAGCAACAUAACUGCAGCCACAGCACUUUCGACGAUUUCCCUAGUUUUGAGUUCCGUGAUAGGGGCUUGGAUCGGAAGUUCAUCGAUGGCUAAUAUUUUCACGGGGAGAUAUAUAUACGGUAAUAGAAGCCAGUCGAUUGUGUACGUAAAGUACGUGUCUCUUCUUUCUUGCUUCUUGGUGGCUUUCGUAUGUUUCGUUCAGACAGCUAGGUAUUUUGUUCAUGCUAAUUUUCUGAUAAGUAUGCCGAAUAACGAUAUACCCGUGGGGUGCGUGGUGAAGGAGGUGAUCAGAGGGAGUCAUUUCUGGCUUGUGGGACUUAGAUCGCUCUUCUUCGCAACGAGUAUGCUGCUGUGGAUAUUCGGACCCAUUCCCAUGUUUCUUUGCUCGGUGAUUAUGGUUCUAUUGUUGAUGAAUUUCGACAGGAAUACGACCCCACUUCAUCAGUAUAAAUAAGCAUUGAAUCUUGUGCAGGAUUGAUUACUUUGUUGUUGAAGGGUUUAUUGUAAAGUUUUUAAUCAUUUUGGCAGCAUUGCUGAAUUAAUUAAAAGAUUAAUCGCAAGAUAUUCAUUG